AUGGGACUACCAUCAAUCUAUGCGAAUGAUGAGGAUAAAGUUUCGGUAAAAGGUGGAGCAAAUGGUCGUAUAAUACCGAAGAUAUCGAAAUCCAUCAAGGAAAUCGCGAACAGGCCGAAUAAUGGAAAAUAUACAGUCAGUGACAUCGAGAAUUUGAUGCUAUCGAGAACUAAUGAAUUUGGCCGCGGUGAUGAGGACUUCCCGAUGCUAGAAAUGGAGGAUGAAGAUGAGAUUCAGCUAGUGUCAAAUAUACUGUCACAACGAAGGCGCAGUACUUCGGAAGAUGCAGACUCUUCAGUUACAAGAGACGCUUUAGACCUCGAAAUACCUGCCAUGAUGCCUACUAAGGUCAAGAGCAUUUUUGUUGCCGAUACGAAUUUUCUAAUAUCCCAUUUGUCUACUUUGGAGGCCUUGAGGCAGUUGGCUUCAUCGUUUCAUCACCAGAUUGUAAUUCCCAACGCUGCAAUACGAGAACUCGAUGGGCUGAAAAACUCUUCGAAGAUGAUGAAGGUUGACGAUAAUACUGAGGCCAUUGGAUUUCUAGCACGGUUGGCUAACGACUGGAUAUACAGUCACUUUGCUAACAUGGACUCAGGAGUUAUGGGACAGAAAUUGCGACAAACGAUAAAUCCAAACUCUAUCAAAGACGAUGCUAUACUUGAUUGUUGUCUCUUUUUCAAGGAAAAGCUAAAUUGCUUCGUAGUACUUUUGUCUAACGAUAAGAAUCUGUGCAUGAAAGCUCUCACGGAGGAGAUUCUGACUGUAUCUUUCAGAAAUGGCAUGACGGCUCAGCUAAUUGCUUCAAUGACACUCAAUGAGAACUUGUCCCUCUAUGGUGCCUGUCCGGCGCUGGAUGAACAGAUGAUCGGUACGGAAGAGCCCGGUAUCAAUUCUACAGAUGUUGCAGCAAAGAUAUACAGAGAAAUCACAGCGGCCGUGAUCGAAGCAGUGUGUCACGUUUUAGCCAAUGAGUACGGUGAUGACAUUGAUUUGAUAGGCUUCCAACCAGGCACACUGCUUGAUCUGAAAUCAGUAACGAAAUGCAUUGACAGAUUUUGGGUCUCCGUAUUCGCAGAAUAUUUUGAGGGCUGCAAAAUCAAGAAAAAUGACUGGAGGAACUUCCCGACUGCCCUCACAGCAAGUCCGACGGACAUCGGUUGCUUGAAGAAUUUUUUUAAGUCCUGGGAAGAGAUUUUGAAUAUUCUUUACCUAAAAAGAAACCAAGCUGACGUCGCCAAUAUGCACAAUAUGGUACAGCAAUGGACAGGUCUUAUCCAUGGAUAUCACUAA
Torulaspora globosa is the source of this 1290-nucleotide messenger RNA. RefSeq names its product mRNA-processing endoribonuclease (gene SWT1). The record is from RefSeq and is a predicted model, not a curated record. The transcript has a single exon. The coding region runs from base 1 to 1290 and encodes 429 amino acids. NCBI's taxonomy places the organism in Eukaryota, Fungi, Ascomycota, Saccharomycetes, Saccharomycetales, Saccharomycetaceae. Gene Ontology annotation, cellular component: nucleus.